GGUUACGAAAAUGUCGGAACGUUUGAUGAAUAUCCGAGUGAUGUUGACAUUUUUUUGGGUACUUCAAACGCCGAAUGGAAGAAUUAUUCACGAUUUUGUCAUUCACAGUAAAGGCAUGUUUAUAAAAUUUAGAAAAUGGAAAAAUCUGGAUUCCCUUCAAAGCAAGGACUAUAUGAUUCAAAAUUUGAAAAGGAUGCCUGUGGUGUUGGAUUUGUUGUUAAUAUGCAUGGUAUAACAUCACACAAGCUAAUCAGAGAUGCUGAAACCAUUUCUAAACGCUUGGAGCAUCGAGGAGCAUGUGCUUUUGAAAAUAAAAUUGGAGAUGGAGCUGGUAUAAUGUCAUCGAUUCCACAUGAAUUUUAUCUGAAGGAAUUACAGGACAAAUUAAGCAUACAACUACCACCUAAAGGAAAGUAUGCAACAGGAAUACUGUUUUUGCAUAUAUCAGAGGAAGAAGAAGUUAAAUUGGAAUUCCAGAAACUUGCAGAAAAAUUUUGUUUGCAGAUUUUAUGCUGGAGAAACAUUGAAGUCGAUAAUAGCUCUUUAGGAUCGAUGUCCAAAGCUACUGAACCACUUAUGCAGCAAGUCUUUAUAAAGGCCAAAGAUUUAAGUCCUGAACAUUUCAAACAAAAGCUGUACUUGCUUCGUAAAUAUGCCACCCAUCAUUUGCAAAACGUAUUUAGGCGAUUUUACAUUUGCAGUCUAUCUACUGAAAUUAUUGUUUACAAAGGUCAGCUAACAUCAACACAAUUAUGGGCAUAUUUUAAAGAUUUACAGAAUCCAGAAUAUAAAAGCUACCUUGCAAUAGUGCAUGCUCGUUUUUCUACGAAUACUUUUCCCACAUGGGAAAGAGCUCAUCCUUUAAGGUAUUUAGCUCAUAAUGGUGAAAUCAACACAUUGCAAGGAAAUGUGAAUCUUAUGAGAGCUCGAGAAGGUGUUAUGAAAAGCUCUAUUUACGGAGAGGAUUUGAAGAAACUUUAUCCAGUGGUAGAGCAGAAUAUGUCUGACUCUGGAAGUUUAGAUAAUGUUCUGGAAUUCCUUGUCAUGGCAGGUCAGCGCUCUUUGCCUGAAGCUGUUAUUACAAUGGUACCUGAAGCAUGGCAAAAAGAUAAACUAAUGCUGACUGACAAAAAGCACUUUUACCAAUGGAGUUCUUGUGUAAUGGAACCUUGGGAUGGUCCUGCUUUGGUUACCUUCACUGAUGGGCGUUAUAUUGGGGCUAUACUUGAUCGAAAUGGUCUUCGCCCAUCCCGUUACUACUUGACCGAAGAUAAUCAAGUCAUAAUGGCUAGUGAAGUUGGUGUAUUAGAUUUUGCAAAAGAAAAUAUCAAAUUAAAGGGUCGUUUGAGACCAGGACGAAUGAUACUUAUUGACACUGAAACUCAUACUUUCAAACGAGAUGAUGAAGUGAAAGUGCAAAUAGCACUUCAAAGGCCAUUAGAAAAAUGGUUGGAAGAAUUGAUUACCUUAGAAAAAUUGAAGUCAUGCUCAAAUGGCAGAAAACAUAAAGAAAGCUGUGCUGUGAGUAAUGUGAUGAGAGAUCGUCGUUUACCUCUGUUUGGUUAUACAAUAGAAUCCAUUUCCUUGUUGCUGUUACCAAUGAUUCAAACAGGGAAAGAAGCUUUGGGUUCAAUGGGAAAUGAUGCUCCUCUUGCUUGUUUAUCUCAAUAUCAACCACUGUUGUAUGAGUAUUUUAAACAGCGCUUUGCACAAGUCACAAACCCACCAAUUGAUCCUUUCAGGGAAGAUAUUGUUUUAUCUUUGGCUUGCCCAAUUGGUCCUUCUUUCAACAUGCUUCAACCAAGUUCCAAACAGUGUCAAAGAUUGUGGCUUGAGCAACCUAUUUUAACCCUACAGGAUAUGGCUGCUUUAAAAAACACUGCUUAUAAAGGUUGGAAAACAAAGAUAAUUGAUAUUGUCUACCCUGUGGAGCAGGGAGCAAAAGGUCUUUUUGUUGCUUUAGAUAGGAUAUGCAUGGAAGCAUGUGCAGCUGCGAAAGAAGAUUAUAGUCUUGUUGUACUAUCAGACAGAAAAUGUGAUAAAUACAAUGUGCCUGUUAGUUCUCUAUUAGCUCUGGGAGCUGUGCAUCAUUAUUUAAUUACAGAGCGUCAACGAAUGAAAGUUGGAUUGAUUGUAGAAACUGCUGAAGCAAGAGAGGUUCAUCAUAUAUGUGUUUUACUUGGAUAUGGUGCAGAUGCUGUGUGUCCUUAUUUGGUGUAUGAAAUUGCUUUUAGUUUGAAUUUAGAAGCUCCAUUUAAUCCAAAGAUUGAUAUCAAUGACAUUGAAUCUAACUAUAUUAAAGCAUUAAAUACUGGCAUUUCAAAGGUUAUGACAAAAAUGGGAAUAUCUACUCUUCAAAGUUACAAAGGUGCUCAGAUUUUUGAAGCUUUAGGUUUAGAUGAAGAAGUUAUUGAUAAAUGCUUUAAGAAUACACCCUCGAGGAUCGGCGGUGCUACUUUUGAAAUACUUGCUUUAGAAACACUUCAGCGACAUCAUCUAGCUUUUUCACAUCGAAAUGGAGAUAAUGAUAUUCUAAGGAAUCCUGGAUUUUAUCAUUGGAGAGCUGGAGGAGAAGCGCAUGUGAAUGAUCCCAAAAGUAUUGCAAAUUUGCAGGAAGCUGCUAGAAUGAAGUCUCAGAAAGCCUAUGAUCGAUUUGUUGAAAGCACAAUGAGAAGCAUUAGAGAUUGUACUCUUAGAGGACAGUUUGAUUUUAAAUUUUUUCCAAAAGCCAUUUCACUUGCAGAAGUGGAACCUGCUGCAGAAAUCGUGAAAAGAUUUGUAACAGGUGCUAUGAGCUUAGGAAGUAUCUCUAUUGAGACUCAUGAAACUUUAGCCAUUUCGAUGAAUCGAAUUGGUGGGAAAUCUAAUACAGGUGAAGGAGGAGAAACAGCUGAGAGAUGGAAGAGCAUAGACCCUUUGAGCAAUAAACGUUCAGCCAUUAAACAAGUAGCAUCUGGAAGAUUUGGUGUGACAAUUGGAUACUUAGCAAAUUCUGAUGAAAUUCAAAUUAAAAUGGCACAAGGGGCAAAACCUGGUGAAGGUGGCGAGCUUCCAGGGCAUAAGGUUACGGAAGAAAUAGCUGCCACUCGUCAUUCUACUCCUGGAGUUGGACUUAUAAGUCCACCUCCUCAUCACGAUAUCUAUUCGAUUGAAGAUUUGGCAGAACUGAUUUAUGAUUUGAAGUGUGCAAAUCCAACAGCUCGUAUAUCAGUGAAACUUGUAUCUGAAGUUGGAGUUGGCAUUGUCUCUUCAGGUGUUGCCAAGGCAAAAGCUGAACAUAUUACUAUUUCUGGACAUGAUGGUGGUACAGGAGCGAGUAGUUGGACUGGAAUAAAAGGAGCAGGGCUGCCCUGGGAACUAGGAAUAGCAGAAACACAUCAGACUCUAGUUUUAAAUGAUCUCCGUUCACAUGUAAUCCUUCAAGCUGAUGGGCAGCUGAGAACAGGUUUUGACGUACUAGUUGCAGCCUUAUUAGGUGCGGAUGAAUUCGGUUUUUCUACAACACCUUUAAUUGCUUUGGGGUGUACUAUGAUGCGGAAAUGCCAUCUGAAUACUUGUCCAGUGGGAAUCGCUACUCAGGAUCCUGUUUUGCGAAAAAAGUUUUCUGGUAUGCCAGAGCAUGUGAUCAAUUAUUUUUUCUUUUUAGCUGAAGAGGUAAGAUCAUACAUGGCAAAAUUGCAUGUAAGGAAGUUUCAAGAUCUAAUUGGAAGAGCAGAUUUGCUGAAAGUUGUCAGAAACCCAAAAAACCAAAAAUCUUUGCAUUUAGAUUUUUCUUCUUUGCUUUUGCAUGCUAAAUCUUUGAGGGAUCCUACACUUCCUAUAGUUGGCGGAAGCAUAUCUCAGAAUUUUGAAUUGGGCAAAAGAUUGGAUGUGAAAUUGAUUGAAAAGUAUAAUGAAAUAUGGGGAAAACAUUCAGCAAAUGAUAAAAAGAAAACUUUAUUCUUGUCUUUUGAUAUAACUAAUCAAGAUCGGACAUUUGGAACAACUUUAAGUUAUUAUAUCGCCAAACAAUUUGGGGACUCUGGUUUGCCUGAAAAUUCUAUUAAUAUUUUAGUUAAAGGAUCAGCUGGUCAAAGUUUCUGUUCUUUUCUAAUCAAAGGUAUUUCUGUUCGACUAGAAGGUGAUGCUAAUGAUUAUGUUGGGAAGGGAUUGAGUGGUGCAGAAGUAAUUUUAUAUCCUCCAAAAGGCAUGCCUCCUCACUUUCGGUCAGAGCUUAAUGUCAUUGCAGGUAAUGCUUGUUUGUAUGGUGCUACUUCUGGAAAGGCAUUUUUUAGAGGAAUCGUGGCUGAAAGAUUUGCUGUUCGAAAUUCCGGAGCUUAUGCCAUAAAUGAAGGUGUUGGAGACCAUGGCUGUGAAUACAUGACUGGUGGAAAGGUAGUAGUCCUAGGUUUAACUGGACGGAACUUUGCCGCAGGAAUGUCAGGUGGAAUUGCUUUUGUGUUAAACAAAGGUGGUAAUUUUGAGACUCUUUGCAAUAAGGACACAGUUGAUCUCAUGGAAGUGACUGAGAAAGAGGAUAUGGAAUUUUUGCAAAGUUUCAUUAGAGAAUUUUGGGAAAAAACAGAAUCGGAUGUUGCAAAGUCUGUCUUAGAUUCGUGGCCGACUUCAGUAAAAAUGUUUAUCAAGGUUUUUCCUAAAGAUUAUCAAAGAGCACUUAAAGAAGCUAGUCUAAAACUGAAGACUCUAUCAGUGAACAAAAAUGAAAUAAUACCAGAAGAAAAGAAAAUUCAAGACAUUGAAGAUAUUUUAGGCAAAGAUGGAAUUGUUGAUAAAACAAAGGGUUUCAUCAAAUAUGAGCGUGAGAAAUCAAAUUACAGACCACCAGAGGAAAGAAUUUUAGACUAUAAUGAAAUUUAUGACCAUAAAUCUGUAUUCAAAACUCUUAAAGUCCAAGCAGCUAGAUGUAUGGAUUGUGGUGUUCCUUUCUGUCAAUCUAGUUCUGGCUGCCCACUUGGUAAUAUUAUUCCAAAAUGGAAUGAUUUGGUCUAUAAGGGUAAUUGGAAAGAAGCUUUGGAACAACUGUUACUUACCAAUAAUUUUCCUGAAUUUACAGGAAGAGUUUGCCCAGCACCUUGUGAGUCUGCUUGUGUUUUAUCCCUGAUAGAACCAGCAGUUACUAUUAAAAAUAUAGAAUGUGCAAUAAUUGAAAAAGCUUUCCAAGAAGGAUGGAUGAUUGCUAAUCCACCUGUUACUCGAAGCAAGUUCAGAGUAGCAGUUGUUGGUAGUGGACCGGCUGGUUUAGCUGCUGCUGCACAACUGAAUAAAGCUGGCCAUAAUGUUACAGUGUUUGAAAAAAACAGAAAACUUGGAGGUUUACUGAGAUAUGGAAUUCCAACUAUGAAACUAAGCCAAGAGAUUAUUGAUAGAAGAUUAAAGCUGAUGAAAGAUGAAGGAAUUCAGUUUUUGACUAAUCAGAAUGUUGGACAAAAUCUAAGCUUAGAACAUCUGUUUUCUUACGAUGCUAUUUUGAUUGCAAUAGGAUCUACUAAGCCAAGAUCUCUGCCUAUUUCAGGCCAUCAUCUAAAGAACAUUUACUUUGCAAUGGAUUAUUUGGAAGAAGCUCAGAAAUGUCAAGAAGAUGGAGACAAUGCUCCUGGUAAAGCAUAUGAUAAAGAUGUUAUAGUCAUUGGAGGUGGGGAUACAGGUGUUGAUUGUAUAGCAACUGCAGUAAGACAGGGUGCCAAAAGUGUAACUACUUUGGAAUUGCUGAAUAAACCACCCCAUUCCAGACCUGUGGGUAAUUUGUGGCCUCAACUUUCAAGGGCAUGCAAAGUGGAAUAUGGCCAUGCUGAUGUGAAAGCCAAAUUUGGUGCAGAUCCUAGACAGUACAACUUAUUACCAAAAGAGUUUCUUGGAGACAGCUCUGGGAAUGUUUCUGGCAUUCUUACAGAGAAUGUAGAAUGGAAAAGAGAUGCCACAGGACGUUGGGAGGCUAAGGAAAGUAAUUCAGAGAAGAUAUUAAAAGCAGAUCUUGUACUUCUAGCUUUAGGAUAUCUUGGUCCAGAAACUGAUUUAUUAGAUUCCCUGAAAAUCAAAUUGAAUUUGAGAUCUAACAUUGAAACGCCGAGAGGUUCAUAUCAUACAUCUAUUCCGAGAGUUUAUGCUGCAGGAGAUUGCCGCAUGGGUCAGUCACUAGUAGUGAAUGCUAUUGCUGAAGGGCGGCAAGCAGCUAGACAGAUAGAUGAAGAUCUCAUGAACAGUUCCUGCUUAGCUGGGCCUGGUGGUGUCAUUCCUCUAGUGGUACAAGCUGGAGCUGCUUAAUCCAUGUUCCUGUGAAAGGAAAUUUUAUUGUACAUAUAGACAAUUUAAAAACAAAGAAUGCUUAAAUUUUUGAUGAGAAGGUUAUCCUUCAUUCUAAUUGUUCAUGAAUUUAUUUGAAAUAAAAUGGAAAACUAAAUACAAUAUAACUUCAUUAAAUAUUUAUCAUCACAACUUGUAUUUAAAUGAAUUAUUUAUUAUCUAAAUAUGUUCAAAUAUAAGAUUUUUUUAAAUGUUAAAUCAGUCAGUUAUCAACAAAAAUUAAGGUUAGUGCUGUAUAACCGCAAUUUAAAUGAUUUAAUAUAAAAUUUUGUUCAUGUUUGUAUUUAAAAGUACAUUAUUUAUAUGCUUCAUUUUCUGUAGUGCAAGAAAUAGGAUUUGUAUGUGGUUCAUCAAAAUGUCUUUUAAAUUUUUAUUUUUGCUAACAAUUAAAGAGUUCUUUUCCUUCAAUUUGCAUUAACAGCAAUUGCUUUUAUUUAGAAUUAUUAUAGAUAAUUUAUCUGUGAUUAUUAUACAUAAUUAAUAAUUUAUAAUUGAUUAUAAAUUAUUUUUAACUAAUUGUCUGAGGUUACCAGGAAUAUUGAUUAUAUUUGCUUACAGAAUAAUCAUUUAGAUGUAACUUCAUGUUCAUGAUUUCGCUAAAUUGUUUGACAUUAAAACAGUGUUUUCAUUGUCCUACUUACUCUAUGUAUUGUGUACAUUACUUUUUGUAAUGGAGACUGUUCGCAUAGCAAAAUUAUUCUGUUAAAAACGUAAAUAUCUGUUUUAUCUGUCUUCAAAAUUUGGCAAUAUUAUAACUUCACUUUUUUUAUAUCUCUCAUAAACUAUGUAGAUAUUAAACUGGAACCUGCUUUCAACAAUGGUAGAAAGAUCACAUGGUUGAGUAUUUGAGGAAGCAAUAAAAAUGGUUUGAAUUUCAGAGCAACUGUGUUAUCUGCUGUUAAAAAUUAGAAUUUUUUUUUAAUGUCAAAAAUUAACAGAAAUUCGCAUGGCUGAUAAAUUGAUAUUGUUAGAAGGUAAUUUUUAAAAUUUUACAACAGUGUAAAAUUUAUUUUUGUGUAGUGAUAUUUUUGGAAGUUAUUGCAAAAAAGCAUCAAAAUCUAGUUUAUUUUUUAAUUAAUUAAAAAUCUAAUUAAAAUUUUAAAAAAAAAGCACUCAAAGCGGCACAUUCCCAUUCUCCAAAAUAUAUAUGUGCCAAAUUUGGUAAUGGUAGGUCAAACCGAUCUGGCUUGUAGAGCACCAAAACACACCCACACAUUCAUUUUUAUUAUUAGCAUAUAAUAUGAGUAAUGUUUUUUUAUUACCACAGUUGUUGCAAAUUGUAGAGUAAUGUUGUGUUUCUUGGGCCCUUUUUCUUCUGUUGUGAGUUUAUUGAAAUUUUCUUUCAACAGGGCUUUUCUUAUUAAUAUUUUGACACUUGACUCUCGACUUUAGGUUUUCAUUUGCACAAUAAUUAAUAAGAAAAGUUUGAAUUGAAACGUAUAUAAAUACAUUUUAAGAGGAAAAAAUUGUUGAUAACAUGGUUCAAUAUUAAUUUUUUAAGCAAAAUUAUUUUGCGUAUUUUUAUAAAGUAUUAAUUGAUAAAAUAUUUCAGAGUAUAAAAUCUGAGCAAUGAAUUUAGACCAUGAAAAAUCUAAUAACAGGUUUCCCACAAUCUUUAAAAGUCCUGAAAACUGCUUGAAUUUUGUUUUGCUUCACUGGCUUUUGCAAAAGUACUUUAUUUUUUCUUUGAGUUUUGAAAAGUUAAAAAAAAAAAAAAAUGUGCAUUCAUUAUUUUUUUGUGAGAGAAGAAGCCAGUUUUCGAUUUGGUUUUAUUUUGAGAAUUCUUGUAAUGAAAAAAAAUGAUGUUGUGGGAAUGCUGUCAAAAAGCUAUAUUUAUAUAUUUACUUUCUAUGCAAUUUGC
Molecule: messenger RNA, 8161 nt
Organism: Argiope bruennichi
Lineage: Eukaryota; Metazoa; Arthropoda; Arachnida; Araneae; Araneidae
Exons: 44
Coding region: 136-6261 (2041 amino acids)
Molecular function (GO): glutamate synthase (NADH) activity; FMN binding; iron ion binding
Source: RefSeq, a predicted model, not a curated record